AUGCUGCUCUCGACGAGACGCACAAUCGCGUUGACGUGCAUCGUCUUCGUCUUUGUACUUCUGACCGGCUACCAAUCCGUCAAGCACGACUACAUACCCAGUCCUUUUCACCUGGGACAAGUCCUGAAGAAUGGCACCAUCGCCGCGGCCUCGUCGGCGGCUUCGUCUCUCACGACACAAAGUCCAUUCUGGACUACCGAGCAGCUCGUGCCUCGGUUCGCUUACGUGCAGUACGCGACCGACAUUGACUAUUUGUGCAACGCGGUCAUGAACUUCCAUCGCCUGUCGAGGUUCGGUGCCAAGCACGACCAGGUCCUCAUCUUUCCGGACAAGUGGACGGCAGGAGAUUCGCGGGAGGCCAAAGCCAUCAACAAGAUUAAGGAGGAGCUUCCCGACCUCGUCCUGCGGCCCUUUGGCCUACUCGUCACCAACAAAGGCGAUGCGACCUGGGCUCAGAGCCUUACCAAGUUCCACGCCUUCGACCUGACAGACUACACGCGCGUCUUGGCCUUCGAUUCGGACUCGCAGGUCCUCAACAGCAUGGAUCACUACUUCCUCGCCCCGAUGGCCGCCGUCGCCGUCCCGCGCGCCUACUGGCUUAACGAGAAGGACACCCCCGUCGUCAAGCAGGUCCUCGGCUCCCACGUCAUGCUCCUCGAGCCCAACAAGGCGCGCUACGAGAAGAUUGUCCAGGAGGCCCUGCAGUCGGGCGACUUCGACAUGGAGGUUAUGAACCACAUGUUCAAGGACUCGGCCAUGAUCCUUCCCCAUCGCCGCCUCGCCCUCUUGACGGGCGAAUUCCGCGCCAAGGAGCACAAAAAGUACCUCGCCCCCGACGAGGACGAGGAAUGGAACGCCAUGGGCGAGGUCUCGAGGUCCUACCUGGUCCACUUCAGCGACUGGCCGCUGCCCAAGCCUUGGAGGGCGCACAGCGACGCCCAGUGGCAAGCCGCCCUGCCCGAUUGUCCUGAGGAUGACAAGGACAAGCCCGAUCGCCCGAGGUGCGCUGACCGGACAAUGUGGACGGGCAUCUACACUGAUUUUAAGGCCGACAGGGAGAAGUACUGCAAGGCCUGGCUGUGA
Molecule: messenger RNA, 1083 nt
Organism: Colletotrichum higginsianum IMI 349063
Lineage: Eukaryota; Fungi; Ascomycota; Sordariomycetes; Glomerellales; Glomerellaceae
Product: Glucose N-acetyltransferase
Exons: 2
Coding region: 1-1083 (360 amino acids)
Molecular function (GO): glycosyltransferase activity
Source: RefSeq, a predicted model, not a curated record